GACAAUUCUCGCGAGAAAACGCGUUACUUCCUCAUAUGACUCGCCAUAUUGAAAAACAUUGACAUAAAAUAUUUUACAUUUUGCUAUAUUACUGCCAUAAUAUAAAUUGUUUCGAAAAACAGCAAAUAUCCAAGGCAAAAGUAGAUACUAUUUUAUUGUUCGCAUCCAACAAUUGUUCAAUAUGGCUGCCGGCGGGGGCCGCAAUUUCUCCUUCAAAGUUGUGCUUCUUGGAGAGGGUUGCGUUGGAAAAACAUCACUGGUUCUCAGAUACGUAGAAAACAAAUUCAACGAUAAACAUCUCACAACAUUACAGGCAUCGUUCCUGAACAAAAAACUGAACAUCAAUGGUAAAAGAGUAAAUUUAGCAAUAUGGGAUACAGCUGGCCAAGAAAGAUUCCACGCAUUAGGUCCUAUUUAUUACAGAGACAGUAAUGGUGCAAUUUUAGUUUAUGACAUCACAGACGAAGACUCAUUUCAUAGGGUUAAAAACUGGGUUAAAGAACUAAAGAAAAUGUUGGGAAAUGAUAUAUGUUUAUGCAUAGCUGGAAACAAAAUAGAUUUAGAAAAAGAUAGACACGUCACUGUUCAAGAGGCGGAAUCAUAUGCAGCCUCAGUUGGAGCCAAACAUUUUCACACAUCAGCUAAGCUCAACAAAGGAAUAGAAGAACUUUUCUUAGAUAUAAGCAAAUCAAUGAUGGACAAAUCUGGUGAUGAUUUAACCAAACCCACAGGCCCAACUCGAGGCGGCAACUCUACGAGGCGUAGUGUUAUGGUCGUGGAUGACGACCAAGUAGAACAACCAAAAUCUGGAGGGUGUUGCUAAACCUGAAAAAAAUAAAUAUAUCCCAAUUGUUAUAAAAGUUGCUUAAUUUAUAUAACUGAGCGACUGAUUGGAGACAAAACUGAUCAGCAUCGAGUGCAAUGCAUGCUGGUC
Molecule: messenger RNA, 934 nt
Organism: Owenia fusiformis
Lineage: Eukaryota; Metazoa; Annelida; Polychaeta; Sabellida; Oweniidae
Source: the annotation of a GenBank genome assembly